Messenger RNA from Candidula unifasciata, 912 nucleotides. Lineage: Eukaryota; Metazoa; Mollusca; Gastropoda; Stylommatophora; Geomitridae. The record is from the annotation of a GenBank genome assembly.
AUGGUGCUACAAAGUUCGUCAGGUCUGUGGCUGGCUGAGUUAUCAUUGUCAAGUCGGUUUAUUAGGAACUUUUUUCGUAAAGGUUUAUGUCCACCAAAUUUUACUUGCAAAAACAGUAAUCCAAGGGUUUAUCAUUUAAGACUGUUGGCUGACCGACAAGUAUCACAUUACUGGCGACUCAUCAGACAUCAUGCCCAAAGAUUUUAUGCUUCGGGGUCAGGGUCAUCUGUAGUGGAUAAACACAAGAGUGAUGCCGUUACACAGAAGGAACCGUUGGGAGAAGUUGGAACAUUUAAGGCAGAACUUAAACCCAAACUGACAGAACCACUGGUACAAAAUUUCUUCCUGGGAAAGUUAGAUCCGAUCUUUCUGGUGUACCCCCAAGUCAGUAAACAAGAGCUAGAGCAGAUCAAUGAGCUGGUGGCUCCUAUUGAAAGGUUCUAUGACACCUUGGACUCCAGGUCAAUCGAUGAGAAUGCCAAGAUUCCUGAUGAUGUCUUACAGCAAGUCAAAGACUUGGGUCUUUUUGGGUUGCUGAUUCCAGAGCAGUAUGGUGGACUAGGUCUCAAUGCCGUACAGUACGCUCGAGUGAAUGAAGUGACUGGGCGGGAUGGAGCUAUUGCUGUGACACUUGCUGCUCACCAAUCCAUAGGAUUGAAGGCCAUUCUGCUGGCUGGGACAGAGGAGCAGAAGCAGAAAUAUUUGCCCAAACUGGCCACAGGAGAACAUAUAGCAGCAUUUUGUUUGACGGAACCUUCCAGUGGCAGUGAUGCAGCCUCCAUCCAGUCAAAAGCUACCCUCUCCGAGGAUGGGAAGACCUGGCAUUUGACCGGGUCCAAACUGUGGAUCUCUAAUGGAGGCAUUGCGGAUGUGUUCACAGUCUUUGCUAAAACUGAUGUCACAACACUAGAG